UAAUAUAAUUUUUUUAAUAAUAAAGAAAGUAGCGAGAAUUUUAGCGAUUAAGAUUUAUCAACAAAAAGUUUUUCUAAAAUAAAUAUUUAAUUUUAUUCUGCUAUAGUGUUCUAUCGGCCAUCUUAGCAUUUAAGCAUGAAAUAAUUGAUUAUUUAUUUUAUUAGAAAAAAAAACCAAAUCGCGACUACUGUUUUCUCGGUUCGACUAUACAUAUAUUCGUGUUAAAAAGUAAACUUUCUAACAUAACCUCUACAAUGUAGUUAUAUUUACAAGGAACUUACUUUUAAAGCCAGUAUAUUUGAAUAAUUAUUUUUGCGACAUAUGAUGGAAUCGACAAGUAACUUAAUAAACCAUAAAGCUGGAACUUCAAAGAAUUUAUCUCAUGCCAAAUUAAGCAUUUCAGAUAGUGGAGUAUAUUCUUUCUUAUCAAUUUGUGCAAUUUGUUUACCACAGUUAUUUCCGAGUGAAUGGAAUGCUGAAUUUAAUCGAAAUUAUAUAAAGAAAUUAUGUCAAUACUUAGGAGCAAAUAAACGCAUAGAAUCAGUGAUGCUUGUAUUUGUGGAAGGAAAUAGUAGUCAUGAAUGUAACCCUUAUAUUGAAUUAUUACUUCAAGAAAAAACUUUCAGCCAAAAAGCUAUAGUUAUUAUUCAACAUGCAGUAUUAUUUGCAGUACAAAAUGGAAUUGUGUCAGGUGAAUAUGAUGCACGGCAACGAGUAUUAGCACGACGAUUAGCAGAACUUUUUAAAGUACCUUUUGAUUUGAUUGAACUAUAUGAACAUUCUUUAGUAAAUUUGCUUAGUAAAGAAACAGAAUGUCGUACAGAAGAAGAAAAGAAAGAAACAGAACGUCGUGAUAAGAUACGGAGAAUAAAACGUUAUGCAUCAGUAGGAAUAGCUACGAUAGCUGGAGGAACUUUGAUAGGUUUAACGGGAGGUUUAGCAGCUCCUUUUAUAGGAGUAGGUGUUGGAACAAUUCUUGGAGGUGCAAGUGCAGCAGCCCUUACUAGUACUGCAGGUGUUGCUAUAAUUGGCUCUGUGUUUGGUGUAGCUGGUGCUGGAUUAACUGGUUAUAAAAUGAAUAAAAGGGUUGGGCAAUUAGAGGAAUUUUGUUUUGAACCUCUUUCAAAAUAUUCAGUAACUGAUCAACAGUUACAUAUUGCUAUUGCUGUUACUGGUUGGUUAAAUAAUGAAGAUUCAGAUAGUAUUACUAAGCCAUGGAGAUUUUUGGCUAUUUCUCGAGAACAAUAUGCUCUUCGAUAUGAGACUAAAUAUUUAAUAGAAUUAGGCCAAGCUUUGGAGUAUAUACUUAGUAUUGCAAUAUCUUUUGCUACUCAGGAAGCGUUGAAAUAUACAGUUUUAUCAGGACUUAUGAGUGCUAUUGCUUGGCCAACUGCUUUGCUAUCAAUGUCAUCAGUAAUUGAUAAUCCUUGGUCAGUUUGUUGCCGGAGAAGUUCAGAAGUUGGUAAACAUCUAGCUCAUGUUUUACUUUCUCGUCAACAUGGUAAACGCCCUGUAACUUUAAUUGGUUAUAGUUUAGGAGCUCGUGUGAUUUUUUAUUGUCUUCGAGAAUUAUCAGAGUUGGGUCGAUCCCAAGGUAUUAUUCAAGAUGCUAUAAUGCUUGGGGCUCCAGUGACCAAUAAACAAAAGCAAUGGGAAAAAUGUACCAAAGUUGUUGCAGGAAAGAUCAUCAAUGGAUACUGUCCUUCUGACUGGUUGUUGAAAUUUUUAUACAGAACAUUAUCAAUGACUUCAGGAGUUGCUGGAUUAAUGCCAAUUGAUUGUCCCAGAGUUAAAAAUAUCGAUUUAGGAUCGGUAAUAUCAGGUCAUAUAGAAUAUUCAAAUAAAUUGUUAGAAAUCAUAGAAUUUGUUGGAGUAAAAACUAGAUCUAUCAAUGCUCUAGAUGAUAAAGGAGUACUUAAAAAGUCAAUUUCUGAGUAUCCAGCCAUUUCUAAACCAAUAUCUAAUUUAUCACUGCGAGGAUCUAAAUCUGAUGAGAGCCUCAAUGUCUUCCAUCUUCAAACUCAAAUGAUUCAUAAACAGAGUUCCUAAUGGUCCGUCCUCAAGCUUCUAAGAUUUUCUAUUCUAAUUGGCGAAGAUAUUGAUAAAAAAUUAUUUUUCUUAAAUUUAAAGGGGAAAUAUUAAUUCUUUAAUGAUGAAUUUGAUCUUUUCAAUAAACUGUGCAUAUUAUAUAAAUUUCUAGCAAAAUGAAAAAUUGA
Messenger RNA from Chelonus insularis, 2216 nucleotides. RefSeq names its product transmembrane and coiled-coil domain-containing protein 4-like. Bases 322 to 2049 code for a protein of 575 amino acids. The transcript has 5 exons. The record is from RefSeq and is a predicted model, not a curated record. Lineage: Eukaryota; Metazoa; Arthropoda; Insecta; Hymenoptera; Braconidae.